AUGGCAUCCAGGGGAGUUCUGAUCGCUAUUGACCGGGGUGGCACAUUCACAGACGCCUGGGCCCAAUUACCUGGCCGUAAAGAACAUGUCAUUCUCAAAGUACUAUCUGAGUCACCCGAUGAGUACAGCGACGCACCAACAGAAUGUAUCCGACAGAUCCUGGAAAUCGCAACAGGAACCACCAUCCCCCGCGGGACUCCACUAGAUCUGGAGUGUGUCGAAUCAAUUCGCAUGGGUACGACAGUUGCCACCAACGCACUUCUCGAGAGGAAGGGCGAGCGCGUGGCCUUCAUCACCACCAAGGGUUUCAAGGAAGCUCUCAAAAUUGGCAACCAGGCUCGCCCAGAUCUAUUCGAUCUCACAGUGAAACGUCUCGACAAACUAUAUGAAACUGUUGUCGAAGUCGAUGAGCGUGUGACCAUUGAGGGCUGGGGCGAAAACCCAGAACCAACGACUAUCGAUAUCAAUUCCGAUGUUGACCUGCGAGAAGGCAUCACCGGGGAGGCAGUGCGCAUUCUCAAAAGCCCAAAUCUUGAUGCGGUCCGCAUCGAUCUCAAGCGCCUCUGGGAUCAGGGAUUCCGCGAUGUUGCCGUUGCCCUCAUGCAUUCAUAUAUGUUCCCCGAUCACGAACUUGCCGUCGCCGAUCUCGCCAAGGGAAUGGGCUUCAACGUUGCUGUUUCCUCCAAACUUUCUUCGAUGGCAAAGCUCAUCCCUCGGAGUCAGUCAGCUGUUGCUGAUGCUUACCUUACUCCUGUCACAACACGUUAUCUCGAGAGCUUCAGAAAGGGCUUCAAGGGCUUGCUUGAGGACGAGAAUGGCAAGAAGCUGUUCCUCAACCAGUCAGACGGCGGUCUGACUAACUUCAAGAACUUUGCUGGCCUUCGAGGUGUCCUCAGUGGUCCCGCUGGCGGUGUCGUCGGUGUUUCCAGGACAUGCUAUGACCCCAGUGACGCAACACCAUUGCUCGGAUUUGAUAUGGGUGGUACCAGUACCGACGUGGCCCGAUACUCCGGCGAGCUCGAACAUGUCUUUGAGAGCACCCUCGCGGAAAUCUCUAUACAGACCCCCCAGCUCGAUAUCAACACCGUCGCUGCAGGUGGCGGUUCCAUUUUAUCUUGGGAGAAUGGUCUCUUCAAGGUCGGCCCGGAGAGCGCUGGUGCCAACCCUGGACCUGCCUGUUAUGGAAAGGGCGGACCUUUGACCGUGACUGAUGCCAACCUGUUCCUCGGUCGCAUUAUCAAGGAAUCAUUCCCCAAGCCUCUCGACACAGGCAUUGUCACGAAGAUGUUCCUAGAGGUAACGGCCACAAUCAACCUAGAGAAAGAUGGCAGCUCUCUCCUAACACCGGAGGAGGUGGCUUGUGGCUUCUUGUCCAUCGCAAAUGCAACUAUGACACGCCCAAUCCGGACGCUCAGUGAAGGACGUGGAUACGAGACCGCCAACCACAACUUGGCUUGCUUCGGUGGUGCUGGUGGUCAGCACGCAGUCUUCGUCGCCCGGGAUCUUGGUAUUUGUCGUGCCAUUAUCCCACGCUACUCCAGUAUUCUCUCUGCAUACGGUAUGGCGCUUGCCGACGUGACUGUCGAGAAUCAAGAGCCCGAGUCCCUAAUCUUUCACCCUGAUAUUUUGCCAAGGGUAGAGUCUCGCUUCAAGAAGCUUCGCGCACAGGGCGAGCAGGGCCUAGCUGCCCAAGGAUUCGACUUGUCGUCCGUUGAGCAUGAGAUGUACCUGAACAUGCGGUACCGUGGCAGUGACACCAUGUUGAUGAUCCGACAGCCAGAAGACCUUGCAGAGUUUGGCAACGCAUUCACCCGUCGCCACGAGCAAGAAUUUGGCUUCUCUCAGCCACGCGACAUUCUAGUCGAUGACGUCCGUGUUCGCAGUGUGGGCAAGGCUAAAGAUGUCCAGACUUCGAACCCAUUCGCCGAACUCAAGAAGCUCGAGCCAUCGUCCACACCUGAGUUCACCAAGCAGAGCAUCUCAAAGGUCUAUUUUGAGAACGAGGGAUGGUUGGAUAUUCCCGUCUACAACCUUACCAACCUUCCCGCCGGUGCUCGGGUGAGCGGCCCGGCCAUGAUUAUUGACAAGACCCAGACAAUCGUGGUCGAUAGCAACAGCAAGGCUGUCAAGCUCCCCGAGCAUAUCAUCCUUGAGAUUACUGAUAGUGAGCGCAAGGCCGCCAGCACUGACGCCAUAGACCCCAUUCUCCUGAGUGUCUUCAGCCACCGCCUCAUGAGUGUGGCCGAGCAGAUGGGCAACGCGAUGCAAAAGACCUCCAUCUCGGUCAAUAUCAAGGAGCGACUCGACUACUCUUGUGCCGUAUUCAGCGCCAGUGGAGGCCUUGUCGCCAACGCGCCUCACAUCCCUGGUCAUCUCGGAUCCAUGGCCUCGGCAAUCGCAUAUCAAGCCAACCGCUACAAGAAAGGAGAGCUUAAGCCUGGUGAUGUGAUCCUGAGCAACCACCCGAUCGCGGGUGGCACUCAUCUGCCAGAUAUCACCUGCAUUACGCCCGUGUUCGACAAUGACGAAAACCCGACAAAGAUUCUCUUCUAUGUCGGCAAUCGGGGUCAUCACGCUGACAUUGGUGGUAUCAUUCCCGGAUCUAUGCCUCCCAACUCCACUGAGCUAUGGCAGGAGGGAGCCUCGUUCGAGUCGUUCAAGAUGAUCAAAGAGGGUGUUUUCGAUGAAGAAGGUCUGAUUGAUAUCUUGUACCACGAGCCUGCCAAGUAUCCUGGCUGCAGUGGCACUCGUACCCUCAAGGACAAUAUCGCCGAUCUGAAGGCUGCUGUCGCAUCCAACCAGAGGGGUAUUCAACUCAUUCGCGCACUUGUCAAUGAGUACACUUGGCCUGUGGUUGAGUUCUAUAUGAACGCGAUUCAAGAAAACGCUGCCCAGUCAGUGCGGGAGCUGCUCAAGGUCUUCUCAGACCGCUUUGAGGGUGCUGACCUUGAGGCCAUCGACUAUACUGACGACGGUACUCCACUGGUACUGCGUAUCGCCAUUAAUUCUGAGACAGGAGAGGCAAUCUUUGAUUUCACAGGUACCGGACCUGAGCACCACGGAAACCUCAACUGCCCGCCCGCCUGCAUGUAUUCCGCCAUUCUCUACUGCCUCCGUUGCAUGAUUUCCUCCGAUAUCCCUCUCAACCAAGGCUGCCUGCAACCCAUCAACAUCGUCUGCCCGAAGGGCACUCUCCUGACCCCAUCCUUCACAGCGGCAACAGUCGGAUCAACAGGCGAGACAACCAACCGCGUCAUCGACCUAAUCUUCAAGGCCUUCCACACAGCCGCUGCAUCACAGGGAACGUGCAACAACCUGACUUUCGGCUACGGUGGCAAGGAUCCAGUGACUGGCGAGAUUGUCAAGGGCUUCGGCUACUACGAGACAAUUGCCGGAGGCGCAGGUGCCGGCGCCGACUGGGAAGGAGAGAGCGGCGUGCACACUGGUGUGACAAACACAAGAAUUGGCGACCCCGAGAUCUUCGAGCGACAAUAUCCCGUCAUUCUUCGCGAGUUCUCCAUUCGCAAGGGCAGUGGCGGAGCUGGUCUUCACCGCGGAGGUGAUGGCUGUGUUCGCGACAUUGAGUUCCGUAUUCCCGUUCAGGUCUCUAUUCUCUCAGAACGACGUGUCAAUGCACCCUACGGCCUUGCUGGUGGGUCUGAGGGUAUGCGCGGUGUCAAUAUCUGGGUCAGACAUGAUCCCAUCACUAAGGAGGUGCGACAUGUUGGUAUGAGCGGCAAGUCCUCUGCUGAUAUGCGUGCUGGUGAUCGUAUCAUUGUAAAUACCCCUGGUGGCGGUGGUUAUGGCAGAGAUCCCAAGGCCAGGGAGCCCAAGAAGCCCAGAGGGGAGUUCCGAGCGCAUGAGAAUUUCCUUAGAAACCCGGCUCUGUUCAGGGCUUCGGGAAGUGUGGCGAAUAGGCAGGCUAUGGCCGCAUCCAACUAG
Molecule: messenger RNA, 3942 nt
Organism: Penicillium concentricum
Lineage: Eukaryota; Fungi; Ascomycota; Eurotiomycetes; Eurotiales; Aspergillaceae
Exons: 3
Coding region: 1-3942 (1313 amino acids)
Biological process (GO): glutathione metabolic process
Cellular component (GO): cytosol
Molecular function (GO): 5-oxoprolinase (ATP-hydrolyzing) activity
Source: RefSeq, a predicted model, not a curated record